Messenger RNA from Neurospora crassa OR74A, 3708 nucleotides. RefSeq lists its product as hypothetical. The coding region runs from base 655 to 1815 and encodes 386 amino acids. The transcript has a single exon. NCBI's taxonomy places the organism in Eukaryota, Fungi, Ascomycota, Sordariomycetes, Sordariales, Sordariaceae. The record is from RefSeq and is a predicted model, not a curated record.
CAGGCAUCUCUUUUUUCAUUCCUCUGUCCCAGGACUUCAUACCAUCGGCGCUUUAUACCCUUGAAUCCCAGCUCCGCUUAUUGGCCCAACUCCGGGAUCCAGACUGGCUUUUUCGGUGCCAUUGAGGCCCAACCCAACCAAACAGAACAGGGCAGCAUCAGCAUUCCUAAUCUUGCCCAGUAUAGUCUUGUCAUCCGCCGUCCCGCCCGUGGACGUCACUGAGCAGAGGUACCCUCUUGUACGCGCAAGCUACCGAGUCUACAUAGUGUACUUGCAUCUCUGCACCCCCUGCCACACCAGUCCUGAUCAGUCCGGCCACAGUCUGUCCUCGCCCUAGUCUCUUGUCCGUUACCCAAUUUCGGCGCGGGCCUCCCAUCCAUCCCCCCCUGCCUCAGUCUCUUUUGCCCGCAACCCUUUCCUCUCCCACUCUCUCUUUAUAAUAUAACCAGUCGGGCACCUCUGCAGCACCGUCCCUUCUUGUGCCGUCAAAUCAGCACAAAACACAUCUUUGCACUCUGCUGCUUCUGGUCUAAACACCCUUCAGCCUUCCAUCACCAACCUACCAUUACAUACGCUUCCGUCUACGGUUACAGCUUGCUACAGCUAUCUACAUACCUAUCCGUACUCAAGGCUACUACGACGCCCGCAGCAGCCAUGUCCCACAAGAAGGUUGGAUUCCGGGACGACUCCCCUUCGGGUGCAUCCCACUACUCGGAUCACCAGAGGAGCGAUUCCGGGGUCGGUUCUCUGAGUGGAAGCGACUGCGGUGUUCCCAACAGUGAUCGUACCUACACACCCCGUGAUUAUGACGACCAUCGGGACGCUCGCGAGAUUCUGCGCCUCAAGAAUGAGUUGACGCAGGCAGAGGACAAGAUCAAAGAUCUCCAGGCCAAAAUCCAACACCUUGAGCGACUUCAGGUAUCCCACAGCCAGCUCAAGAUCACUCACAAGGAGGUCAUUCAGAGUGAGGCUACACUGCAAGCACAGCUAGACGCGAAGCAGAAUGAAAACGAAGUCCUAUCCGAUCAACUCACCGAGCUAAAGUCCAAGAAUGCCGAGCUAGUGCAAAAGAACAAGGAUCUGACCAGCGAAAACACGCAGCUCAAGGAGGAAAACAAGAAGCUGCGGGAACUCGAAGACGCCAAGAAACCCACAGACCUAAAGGACCCCAAAGAGUCGAGCGAAUCCGUCGAUUCGGAAAAGACAAAGAGACCCCGGCGCAAGAGCAUGUCCAUGCCCCCGCCAUCCGACUCAUCGGAGGACAGGAGACCUCGCCGAAGCUCGAGCCGACGUGCUCCACACAGAGAACACGAGAAGUUGGACAUGGACAGUGAGUGGGAGCGACAGCUAGAGAGGGAGCGACAAAUGGCACUGGCACACGAACGACCGGUCAUUGACGAGGAGAAGGAGCGUCUCCGCAGCCGCUUCCGCACUCGGGGUGACGACAGCGAUGCCAAGAGCAGCAGCCAAUCUCUCCCAUCUCUCCCGCCGGCCACCAUCAGAGGCCAGCCACGGAACAGCCAGCGUGAUAGCUACAUUGAAUCUUCUGGUCGCGGCGCACCCAGACCCCAGGUUCCAGGCCCUCAGCUCGUGUCGGCGAGAGAUGCCUACGACUACGCCUAUAAUGCGCCCUCUUACCCGGCACCACAGUACGCGAGCAUCCGCGAGCCAAGCUCUGCUGUUCCUCGGGCUGUGGCACAUCAUCCAGCUGUCUAUGUCCAGGCGCCUGCUGGCUACGUUGACAACCGGUAUCCCACCGAUGAUGACUUCCGUUAUCAACAGGCCAUCGCUAGCGCAAAGAUGCCGCGGAGGUAAUGAGUCUUUUUUUGAUCAAUCGCCACGGCCAUCAGCAAAAACCAUGCUUAUUGUAACAACACCCGUCAUUGGAUACUUUUUUUUUUUUUUUCUUUCUACCUCGUCUUUUUGAUUACUUCGCCGCAGCUGAGACCUCUUUUCUGCGUUUUCACCAUUGCAUGCCAAACAUCACAUUUGAAUCCCCUUCCCCAAUUGGCAGUCUUCGGAUCUGCAUCUGCACCCGGCAACAGAUUGGGCUGUCGUCUCCUGCAAGGCACCUCGUUUUCGUUGGACUUUCGAUAUUGGCUGGUCAGCAAGGUUCACGCGUGGGCAGCAAGGAAGCAAGCGGACCUCCCAGGGGUCUGCCAAACAGCAUGGCUGCACCGCCCUCCCGUCUCUCUGUGCCUGAUUGACAGGACAGCAAGCAGUCUGCCGCGCGCCAGCGGUAGCAGCACCCAUUCAGGCACUGCCGCCGCCAUUCACACCCAAGCCUGACGGCAUGCUCCCCUCCAAACAAAAUCGAGAGGACGGCUGGCCCCACGAUCGCGCACUGCACACUCAAGCAGGGAUCGUCUUCUGGCGCCUCGCUUCCAGUCUCUUCUCGGACCGCAGCCAGGAACAGAAGAGAAAAUUUUCAUCAUUUUUCCGAACCCCCUGUCAGCCGUCCAACCCCGCCAUCCCCAAUCGGUCAACUUGCGUCUUUCGUUCCGUUCGGGAAUCGGAGGGGCAGGCCACCAUUCGGUUUCGGUCUUAGUCAAGGGGUAAAGUGGGCAAUCGGCCCGUCGGGGUUCGGGUGGACCCACGGAAGGAACAAGCUCAGAGAAGAAAGGAAGGAAUCAAGGAACUUUCAGGUUCCAACCGUGGUCAACUAAGCGAGGUCAAGGCCAAGACGGGAACUUGAAACCAUUCUUCUUCUUUUUUUUUUCUUCUUUUUUUUUUCUUUCUCUUCCCCUCUCCCCUGCCUCGAGCUCUUAUUCACGUUUCCCACGUGUAUAAGGUGUCGGCUCGGGCUUUCUCUUUUCUUACUUUCCCGGAGACGUCCUUCGGUCCCCAGCACCACUGCCACCACCACCACCGACUCACCGAAACACACGAGACACGCACAAGCCUAAUCACACAAUGUGCCAAAGCCACAAUGGUCACUGUGUGUCAGUCUCCAUCAUCUCAACUCACCACGGUGACCGCGGUAACCACAUUGAUGGAGGACGUCUCGGUGCCUGACCGACCCCACCCGCCGGCGACCCCACUUCGGGAUCUCCACUUCUUUCCACAUCGGCAUCGGCGCCGUGCCCGGGGUCCGGUUGCAACUUCACACCUUCAUCCGAUACCUCGCUCGCCGAGGUUCACCUUUCGUUCUUCCUUCCUUUCUUUUGUUUUUCUUGGUUGGCAUCUCCUUUUCUUCUUUUUCUUCUGAUAAAAGCACAUUAUACCCCUACGUCCCCAAAAACCAUGUAGAACAUUUUUCUUCUUUCAUCAUGUAUACCCAUUCAUACCUGCUUGUUUUUUUGUUUCUCCCGCUUUUUGAAAGCUUGUCUCAUUUGUGAUUACGAAUUGGACGGAUUGGAUGUAUAAUGGAAUGCUGUCUUAUGUACCUUGAGUGGAUGUUAUGUUAUGUACUUUGCGGAAUGGGCGGAUGAAAAAAAGAAAUGUGUUUAUGUUUUGUAACGAAUGGGUAUAUAGAUGGGGUAGUCUAGAAAAGUGUCGGAAAAGGUGGGCGGUAGUACGGUGUCAAUUCCAUGGUUUCAAGUGUUUGCGUAUAACUUUCUUGCCCCUUCAUGGUUUUUAAUUGUGGAUUGGCUCGGCGGGCAGGACAGAGUGCGACGAUUCUGCUUCGAUACCUUAACUUGACUCUAGAUAUAUCCAGUCUGUAUCAGUUACGUUCCACAAUUAACAUGUCACGAGAUUUAUACAUCG